Pyrus x bretschneideri (Chinese white pear) is the source of this 804-nucleotide messenger RNA. Its product is annotated as beta-carotene isomerase D27, chloroplastic. Gene Ontology annotation, molecular function: iron ion binding. Lineage: Eukaryota; Viridiplantae; Streptophyta; Magnoliopsida; Rosales; Rosaceae. The record is from RefSeq and is a predicted model, not a curated record.
AUGGUGGUUCUAAGCCUUCAACCUGUCCAAUUUACAACGCCUAAACACUUAUCAUCAUGUAAACCGAGUGUUUGUGGUUGUUCCGUCCGAUAUCGGAUUUCGGAGGCAUCAGGAGAGCCAGCUCCAAUGGGGCAAAAAACAAUGUACAAUGAUGGGUUUUUCGGGAGGGGAUUCAUGACUCUUUUUGCUCGAAAAAUGAUGAAGUCUGCAGCUCCGGUGAAUGCCAAAACUGAGACAAAGGAGAAGCCGUGGUGAUAUGACUACGAGAGCUUUGUGGAUGUUUCCAAGAGAGUGAUGCAGGGAAGGUCUCGUAGUCAGCAGCAGAAAGUGGUUCGAGAAGUGCUCUUGUCAAUGCUGCCUCCGGGUGCGCCAGCGCAGUUUAAGAAACUAUUUCCACCAACAAAGUGGGCAGCUGAGUUCAAUGCUGCAUUGACAGUGCCUUUCUUCCACUGGUUGGUUGGGCCUUCUAAGGUUGAAGAACUUGAGAUAAAUGGGGUGAAGCAAAGCAGUGGAGUUCAUAUAAAGAAAUGCAGAUACCUGGAGAACAAUGGGUGUGUAGGAAUGUGUGUGAAUAUGUGCAAGUUUCCUACACUAGAUUUCUUCACCAAUGAAUUUGGACUUUCCUUAACCAUGAUUCCAAAUUUUGAAGAUAGGAGUUGUGAAAUGGUGUAUGGCGAAGUUCCACCGCCGUUUGAAGAGGAUCCAGUCUCUAAAAAGCCAUGUUUCCUGAUUUCCACCAUGCGUUUAUCUGCAGGUUCCAUUGCAAAUCCCAGCUCCAGUGUUUGUCCGAAACUACAAAAUUGA